This is a messenger RNA of Xiphias gladius (swordfish), 1196 nucleotides long. Its product is annotated as C-C motif chemokine 4-like. Lineage: Eukaryota; Metazoa; Chordata; Actinopteri; Istiophoriformes; Xiphiidae. Gene Ontology annotation, cellular component: extracellular region. The transcript has 3 exons. The record is from RefSeq and is a predicted model, not a curated record. Gene Ontology annotation, biological process: G protein-coupled receptor signaling pathway; monocyte chemotaxis; chemokine-mediated signaling pathway. Gene Ontology annotation, molecular function: chemokine activity; CCR chemokine receptor binding. The coding region runs from base 121 to 417 and encodes 98 amino acids.
UGUAUAAAUGUAUAGACAGACAGAGUAUCAAUCCACACAGCUGAGGGAACAGGCUUAUACAGCUCUGCUGAGACUUUCACCUGUUGCUACACUCUGAAGGGAACACACACACAUUUCAGGAUGGCUGCUCCUCGUCUUGCUCUGUCCAUGUUUGUGCUGAUGCUGGCUGUCAUAACUCUGAGUGAAGGUCUGCGUGGUAUUGGCCCAAAGAAGUGCUGCUUUCGUUUUAUUGAGAACCCGCCUAAAGGCAGAGUGGUCAGCUACAUGAGGACCAGCCAGCGUUGCUCCAACCCUGCCGUCUUGUUGAAGACAGUGGCAGGUCGUCAGCUGUGUGCAAAAUCUUCAGCUACCUGGGUGAAGGAGCUCACCAGCUCCCUGGACGCCAAAUCCAUCCAAGGAGAGGCGUACAACCUGUAACCAUGGCAACAUCAGAGCAAGAGUUUUACAUGAACAAAAUCUGCUUAGUUAAUGUGUGUUGAUGCUGCAACUUUUACAAAUAUAGUAUGAUACCAUGCCCACUAUAAUGUCUGCAGGGGGACAGUCAUAAGCUAAACAGCAGCUCACUGUCUGUCUAUAUGCAAACUAUGCUAAGUAUAUACUAAGUAUUCUACUAUUUUGUAACAUAGUCUUGGAUAAAAUUUUGCAGGGAUGAGAUGCAUUUACAUGGUCCAUGCUAUAUUCAGAGAUUUUUCUGCCAUACAUGACAAUGUAUGUAUUUUAAGUUUCCAGUCUAUUAAUUAUUGACAUUACACCAUAUAUUUUUUUUUACAUGUUCGACAAUUCUGGUUAAGAAACUUGUAUUUUAUUAUAUGGAACAAUAGGUAUAUUUUUGCUUAAUGCAACGCUCAAAAUGAGACCGUCAACACUGUGAACUACUGUUUUGUUGUCAUUUGAACUGCGUUACUACAUUCUCCGUAAAGAAUUGAUCUUUUACAGUGAAUGCCUCCCAGCUCCACAUGCUGUCAUCACUGGAGUAUAAGCUAUGGGCUACACCACUAUUUCUACACUGAACCGUUGUGAGGUCUUUGACUUGUUUGUUCUAGAAAGUAAAGUGAUGUUCUUUGGGGUUACUUUUCUAUUUUCAGUCAUGUUUUAAACUCAAGUUAUUUGUACAAACAAGUAACCCAAUUAGAAAAAAAAUAUAUAUAUAUAUAUUUCUGUAUGCUUAUGCUACAAAUUUGAUUCUCUUGGAUUAA